Blastocystis hominis is the source of this 819-nucleotide messenger RNA. RefSeq lists its product as hypothetical. The coding region runs from base 1 to 819 and encodes 272 amino acids. Lineage: Eukaryota; Bigyra; Opalinata; Blastocystidae. Gene Ontology annotation, cellular component: RNA polymerase III complex. Gene Ontology annotation, biological process: DNA-templated transcription; transcription initiation at RNA polymerase III promoter. The record is from RefSeq and is a predicted model, not a curated record. The transcript is spliced from 6 exons.
AUGUUCAUUCUCCUUACGAUUAAGGACGUGAUUCGGAUUGAGCCCAGCCAAUUCGGAGAGGAGCAUGUGCAGACGCUAAUUAAAGAGAUUAAUCGGAAAUAUUCAAACAAAGUGAUUCCCGAAUAUGGACUGUGUAUCGCAUUCUACGACUUUGUGGAAAUCGAGGACAGCAAAGUGUAUCCUGGAGAUGGAGCCUGUCACACGGGCGUAAAAUUCCGCAUGAUCCUGUUUCGGCCAGUGGAGGGAGAGAUCAUUGUGGGAACGGUUUUGUCGAGUAACAUGAGUGGCAUUCGAGUUUCUUUAGAGUUUAUGGAUGACGUUUGGAUUCCAUCAUACAAUCUCCCCGAUGUAAGCGUAUACGAUCCGGUUCGACGGAUUUGGGUUUGGCACUAUCGCGACGGGGACCAGCAGUUGGAUUUUGAUAUUAACACAGGCGAGUUUAUUCGCUUCCGCGUCAUCGCCAUUCAGUAUAAUCGAGUUGAGAAAAAUAACACAUUGGUCACAUCAGAAGUGAAGAAUGUCGAGCACGAAGCGGAUCGGAGCGUUCGCACGCGAACGAAGAGUAUCGACGUGCAGGGUCCAGAAAUAACGCGUCUACGCAGUUCGAGUGUGGAUAUGCGCGAAGACAAACUUUUACCUCCCAAUCCAAUGGCUUUAAUUAUAUCUUUUUUAAUUGUUGUUAUUGUUAUUGUGUUUUUUGAGUGUUUCUUUAACUUGGUGUACGGAGAUAUUAGCGUAGAUGGACUUGGCUUGAUCAAGUGGUGGAUUCCCGAUGAAUCCGAGCAAUUUUGUGUUUGUUGCAAACAGAACGAACGCUAA